CGUCCCUUCCUCACAAGAAAGACAGAUCUUCGAAGGGGAGAGAGAGACCAGUCAACUACCUGACCAAGAGUCGUCCGCCUAUAAAGCACCUUCCUCUCAACCAGGAGAUCACCACCCCCUCUCUUUUGUUCUCCACUUUCCUUUCUUUCACCUCAGAGAGAGAGAGAGAGAGAGAGAAGCAGCAGAGGUCUCCAUCUUCCGAGGGAGAAACAAGACACCCAUCAUCGAGAAUGGCUCGCUCGGCCACUUACAGGUCGCUGCUCCUACUCUGCGUUUUGGGCAGCCUCAUCUGCGCCUCCUCUGCACAGUCGACCUGCAAUUCGCAGAAUUUCGCCAACAGGGUCUUUAGGGCCUGCGUCGACCUCCCUGUCCUCAACGCCUUCCUCCACUGGACAUACUUCCCUUCCAAUGGUACCAUCGACAUCGCCUACAGGGCUACUCCUUCUGUCGCCGGCGGCUGGGUCGCCUGGGCCAUCAAUCCCACCGGCAAGCGCAUGUCCGGCUCGCAGGCCAUCGUGGGCUACAUCGACUCCGGCAAGGUCAACGUCAUAACCACCAACGUCAACAGCUACCAACCCUCCAUGAAGAACGAGAGCCUGAGCUUCACUGUCUCCAACCUCGCCGGCGAGUCCUCCGGCAACGAUAUCAUCCUUUUUGCAACCUUGACCCUCCCGAGCAACAGCUCUACCCUGAAUCAGGUGUGGCAGAAUGGUCCUAUGUCUGGUGGGACUCUCGCCAUGCAUUCUACCACCGGUCCGAACAUUCAGUCGAUGAGGACCCUGGAUGUCCUCUCCGGUCAGAGCACGUCGACCGGCGGCGUGGAUUCCAAGACCCGGAGAAAAAAUGUCCAUGGUGUUCUGAACGCAGUCAGCUGGGGCAUCCUGAUGCCCAUUGGCAUCAUAAUUGCGAGGUACAUGAGAAUGUUCCCUUCUGCCGAUCCGGCAUGGUUUUACCUCCAUGUGACAUGCCAAGCCUCGGCAUACAUUCUCGGCGUUGCCGGUUGGGGAACCGGCAUGAAACUCGGGAGUGAAUCUCCGGGCGUCCAGCAGACUGUUCACAGGAACAUUGGCAUCACCCUCUUCUGUCUUGGCACACUUCAGGUUUUUGCUUUGUUCCUAAGACCCAAGAAGGAUCACAAGUACCGCAUCUACUGGAACUUCUACCACCAUUCUGUUGGUUACACAAUUAUCAUCUUGAGCAUCAUCAACAUCUUUAAAGGGUUGAAAAUUCUUUCAGCCGAAAACAAGUGGAAACACACAUACAUUGGGAUCCUUAUUGCGUUGGCUGCCAUUGCCGUUGUCCUAGAGAUCAUCACAUGGAUUGUAGUCCUGAGGAGGAGAUCAAGAAACUCAGAAAAAUCACACCAUGGUGCAAAUGGAACAAAUGGAUAUGGUGUGAGGUCCGCUGUAUAGAGGUUCACUGCAUGCAGCAGAGCUUGGUUUAUUAGAUGAUUCUUUCCUUCAUCCCUCCACUUCUGUUCUGUAGUUUUAGAUGAAAGUACACCCUUGUAUGUAGAAAAAGCUGUGUUAUGUUUAGGUAGUAGUAGUUUCCUUCUUGUAGUGAAGGAGUUUGUUAGGAUCACAUGAUGUGUGAGCAUACAUCUGAUCCUUAUGCAUUUCAUAGCUUUUUUCUCUUUCCUUUUGGCCUUUUUUUGGCUAUGACAGAGGGUGUUUAUUUUUAUGUUAUUGAACUCUAUGUUGGACUCCGCCCUUGAUUCUUGAUCUGUGAUUUUAAUUUUAUAGGAGAUUCUCUGUUUUGAUGUGCUA
Messenger RNA from Nymphaea colorata (pocket water lily), 1766 nucleotides. RefSeq names its product cytochrome b561 and DOMON domain-containing protein At4g17280-like. Lineage: Eukaryota; Viridiplantae; Streptophyta; Magnoliopsida; Nymphaeales; Nymphaeaceae. Bases 231 to 1412 code for a protein of 393 amino acids. The transcript is spliced from 3 exons. The record is from RefSeq and is a predicted model, not a curated record.